GUCCGGUCGAAGAUGGAGGUCCCCGCCUCCGGCUUCUGGAGCGACUUUCUGCUUCGCCUCAGGCCGCCGGGCGCGCGCCUCUCCCGGGCACGAGCCCCGGAGCUCAGCCCGGGCGGCUGCCCCCCGACUCGUCCUGCGCCGGGGAGAGAGCCUGGUCCCCGGUUGAGGUGCGCGCUGCCGCCCGGUCUCCUCCAGCCGCGCGCAGCCAGCUCCUCGUUCCGCAUCCGGGACAUCUUAGCGGACUGCCUGCCAGACCCGGACCUGGUCGACUCGGACCCGGGUCAGCCUGAGCUGGAGUCGACCCGGUCCAGACCGGAAGAAGACUUUAAGGAUCUAAGUGUGAGCGGCUCUGACAGUGAAACCAAAGUGGGCGGGGCCUCAGAACGUCUGAAAAAAGCUCGUAAAGCUCGGACUGCGUUCAGCGACAAGCAGCUGGCGAGGCUCGAGAGAAGCUUCCAGAAACAGAAGUACCUGAAUGUCCAGGACCGCAUGGAGCUGGCUGCUUCACUGCAGCUGAGCGACACCCAGGUCAAGACCUGGUACCAGAACCGGAGAACGAAGUGGAAGCGUCAGUCUGCUGGUUUGGAGCUGCUGGCUGAAGCCGGCAGGAUGUUCCUGCCCACGCACUUCCUGUUCCCUCAGACCACGCCCACACCCAACCUGUACCUGUACCAAAGCCCCCCCCUCCCGACACCCAGUCCUGCUGCCUUGAGUCCAGACCCCCACCGGACCACAUCCCCGCUGAAGAGACUUUUAUUUAGGUUUGGCUAGAGGGACUGGUCCCCUGGAACUAAACAUGGACCCUGGUCAGGAGUUGAUACUCAGUCCAAGAGCAGGUUCCGUGAAGAACUGGAGGAUUUAAAGAGGUUUUCUGGCUGGACGAACUGACCAGUUAGAUCCAGAAGACAACAAGUUCAGUUUUUUCCAUUUUCCAUAAAUAUGCAGAUAAUG
Molecule: messenger RNA, 951 nt
Organism: Pseudoliparis swirei
Lineage: Eukaryota; Metazoa; Chordata; Actinopteri; Perciformes; Liparidae
Gene: barhl1a
Product: BarH-like homeobox 1a
Exons: 3
Coding region: 13-771 (252 amino acids)
Biological process (GO): regulation of DNA-templated transcription
Molecular function (GO): DNA-binding transcription factor activity, RNA polymerase II-specific; DNA binding
Source: RefSeq, a predicted model, not a curated record